UUAAGAUCGUGCAGAAACCAGGACGCGUGCGCGCUCGAGCCUGCAACAGCGCCGCCACGCGCGGCUCGACGCGAAAAGCCGUUUGAGACGAAGCCUGCCCUGCCGGUCACUGCGCAUGCGUGAAGCCUGGACCGCGGCUGCAAAUCUCAGAUUGUUUUAAAAUAUCAACAAAACGACUACAGCGACACCGUGCGGCUCGGUUCAUGCCACUACAGCCGCGUCGUUAAACGUGUUUGAAUGGCUUCGAAUCGAACAAGGCUAAUUAGCGACUUUUUUUUCAAGAUUAACUGAACCUUCAGGGACUGCAUAAAAAUGACUGAACUUAGUAACUUGUAUGCAUGUUUCAAAUACUUGAUGAUGUUCUUCUCUGGAGUCAUUUUUAUUGCGGGCGGUGUGUUGUUAGGACUAGGCCUCUGGAUUAAAUAUGGAGCAGGCUCCUUCAUACAAGUAAUAGGUCCUUUCUCAACACAGUUUAUCAAUAUUGGGUACAUCUGUAUCGGUGUUGGAUCUGUGCUUGUAGUCAUUGGUCUUAUUGGGUGUUGUGGAGCAUGGAAAGAGAACCGAUGCCUUCUUCUGCUAUUCUUUUGCAUCGUUUCAAUUAUAUACAUUGCUGAGGUUGUUGGAGCUGUGCUCAUCUUCAUCUAUAAGGAUAUAGUGGAGUCUGUUGUGCGUAACACCAGCCGGGUGUCCUUAAUACAUGCCUAUGCUGGUCCUGUCGCAACAGACACAAUAUCCCAAGCAUGGAACCUCAUUAUGUUAAAGUAUCAUUGUUGUGGGUUCGAUAACUAUACAGAUUUCACUGGAUCCCAGUUCAGUAACUCCACAGGGCUGUCUUACCCCAAGACCUGCUGUGUGAACCUAAAAGAACCGGCAUGUGAUGGAAAAAAUACUGCAAAUACUAUCAUUCAUGAAAAGGGUUGUUUCCGAACGAUGAUUUCAGUGAUUCAGCAACAAAGCACGAUUAUUGGUUCAACGGCAGCUGGAAUUUGCGUACUAGAGUUCUUUUGCGUAGUUUCAAUUAUAUACAUUACUGAGGUUGUUGGAGCUGUGCUCAUCUUCAUCUAUAAGGAUAUAGUGGAGUCUGUUGUGCGUAACACCAGCCGGGACUCCUUAAUACAUGCCUAUGCUGGUCCUGUCGCAACAGACACAAUAUCCCAAGCAUGGAACCUCAUUAUGUUAAAGUAUCAUUGUUGUGGGUUUGAUAACUAUACAGAUUUCACUGGAUCCCAGUUCAGUACCUCCACAGGGCUGUCUUACCCCAAGACCUGCUGUGUGAACCUAAAAGAACCAGCAUGUGAUGGAAAGAAUAUGAAAACGACUCUCAUUCAUGCAAAGGGUUGUUUCCGAACGAUGAUUUCAGUGAUUCAGCAACAAAGCACGAUUAUUGGUUCGACGGCAGCUGGAAUUUGCGUACUAGAGGUGGGGACUAUGAUCGUGUCCGCGGUCUUGUUUGUAAGAAUUGGACAACCUAGAAAAGAGGACUAAUAGCAGAAGACAUUCCAGGAUGUUUUCUGAAUACUUGCACAGUUUCUUCACCUUUUCCAAAGCAGUUCUUACUGUUUAUUUAGUGAUUUGACCCCCAGUGACCAUUGUGCUGCUUAUGCAGUUUCAAACGAUACAUACAAAAAUGUAAUUGCUUUAAAACAGAUUAUUUUUCCCCUUUUGUAUUCUGUUUAUCGUUGUAGGUCUGUUUUUAAAUAAUACCAAUAAAUCUGGUGGUACCUCUUCAAAUUGCCGACUAAAGAAAUGAAAGAACCCCUCUCUUCUGCACAGCAGAAUGGAUGUUAUUUAUUUGAGACGUCAUUCAUGCAUUGAUUUCCUUUGCAUCUUUUUCAUACAGUAAUUUAUAGAUUCUGUUACAUGAGUGAAUACAAACAUGGUCAUUUUAGCCACCAAAUACAUUUCAAGCACUUUCAAUAUUCAAAUAUUAGUCUCACCACUAAUUUAUAUUAAAAACAAAGGUUUCUAGCUUUUUAAACGGCAGCUUUAACUUUUUAAAUUGUAUGUAUCUGUGUAAGUCUUUGUAAUAUUUGUUAACAAAAUACUUAAUAAACGUUUGUUAUAUAUUGCAUAGCAUUUUACAACUUAUUUUAUGCUGUAAGACUUUUUUUGGAGAAAACAUCUUACUUGGUAAAGCAUGGGAAAUAUCGAUCAAAUAAG
Acipenser ruthenus (sterlet) is the source of this 2160-nucleotide messenger RNA. RefSeq names its product tetraspanin-1-like. The transcript is spliced from 13 exons. The record is from RefSeq and is a predicted model, not a curated record. Bases 313 to 1485 code for a protein of 390 amino acids. Lineage: Eukaryota; Metazoa; Chordata; Actinopteri; Acipenseriformes; Acipenseridae. Gene Ontology annotation, cellular component: membrane.